Verticillium nonalfalfae is the source of this 183-nucleotide messenger RNA. RefSeq lists its product as uncharacterized. The transcript has a single exon. The record is from RefSeq and is a predicted model, not a curated record. The annotation marks the transcript as partial. Lineage: Eukaryota; Fungi; Ascomycota; Sordariomycetes; Glomerellales; Plectosphaerellaceae.
AUGGUAAUCUGCGGAUCCGUCGAGCCAGACCCCUCGCCCGCCCCCCGCGACGAUGGCGGCGGCGGCGGCGGCUGCGGCUGCGGCACACGUGCCGCGCUCCCAGCCCACGGCGCACGCAUCCCAGCCCCCCCCGGCGUCCUGCUCGUCGGCGCCGCCCCGCUGCCCGCCGCCCACGGCGCCGCC